AUGCCAUUGCAAGACCUUGAUUAUGAGGAACUUACCAAUACCUUAAUUAACAACUUUAAUAUUUUAGCAGACGAAGUCCAACUUCUAAGUGACAGAAAAACCAUUCUAGAACACAAACUGCGAUAUUCGCAUUCUCAAUAUCAAUCUUUGGCAGAUAAAUAUGCCCCCUCAGACCCUGAGAUAGCUAGUACACUGGCAAAGCUUCAACUUCCUCCAGAUUUACAAGUAACUGUUCCUGAUCGUGGUGGGUUUGUUCCUUUGCCACUUCGUAAGCAACCAACCUCGAAGCAGCAGACUGCCGUUGCAAUAAGGGACGGGAGAAAGGCAGCGCAGCGUCUUGCGGCUUUAUCUGGAAAGUCUGCCGGAUCUACAACUAGUAAAAGUAUAUCCGGGGGAAGUAGUAAUAUGAGAUUUUCAGCACAUCGAACCUCCCUUUCAACUGUUCUCGAACAAGAUUUUACUGUGCCUGGAAAGAAGAGUUCAUUAUUGUGUCCAUUUGUAACUAUGCCUGACGGAACGAAAUCCAUGAAGAACCCAAAUGCUCAGGAUACCAGCACUGGUGAAUCCGAUCAAUCUUUGACUCCUAUCGAUAACCAAGACCCCACUCCCCACCACUCCUCAGAUCCUAUAUGUGCGCAAAUGUACGCCGAGACGAUGUCGUCCCCGCCCCCAUCAGCAUCAGGCCCUGGAGCUCAAUGUCCAAUUCGAUAUCUUAAUCAGCAUUCGCCUGAAGAGAUAGCACGAUACUUUGAAAUUCACAAACACGAAGUUCCCCGCAGUCAUGAAGUUUGCGUCAAGCGAUAUCAACGAAAUGAGGAUGAUGUGAGGAUGCUAGAUGCAAAAUAUGGAAACCUUGUGAGCAUGAUCCAGGGACUGGGACAAAAACAUCAGCCAAUGUUACCUACAAAGGAAGAGCAAGAAGCAUAUGAGGUUGAGCGCGCCUCCAAUGAGAGAGUGGAGAAUUGGGCAAAUAAUGUCAGUGUUGAUGGCAAUGAUUCGCUGCCUGGAUCUCAAUCUACUCCCGCAGACGACAGAGAAAGCCGCUUUGACAGGCCAAUGAAGGAAGUUCGGGUUGGGGAAUCCCCAAGCAGACCAUGGGGAAUCUCUGUUCCAAUAUAUGAUCAACCACCAGACCACAGACCUGUGUCUCCACCACCAGCGCCUGUAUCGAUUCCUCUGGACAGUUAUUCAAAACCUCCUGGAAAGUGUCCAUUUGGGCAUACUGCAGGAUCGAAUGCGCAACCAAAAUCAACGCAAGAAUUACCAGCGACUCCAGUUGAUGCACAAAGACCGACAGGUUGUCCCUUUAGCCAAGGUCAAAAGGCUAAUAAAGAAGAGUCCCCCUCUACAAACUACGAUGCGCCUCCCAUACUACACGACCAACCGACCUUCAUCCAACCCGAACAACUCCAGAUGCAGGGUAAUGGACCAAAGAUGGUUUUUACAGGGCCCGUGUUCAUAGGAUACCCGAUCGAACAGGCAGUGGCUUUCAUGAAACAGUACCAGGCACAAAAUGAAUGA
This is a messenger RNA of Botrytis sinoallii, 1521 nucleotides long. RefSeq lists its product as uncharacterized. The coding region runs from base 1 to 1521 and encodes 506 amino acids. Lineage: Eukaryota; Fungi; Ascomycota; Leotiomycetes; Helotiales; Sclerotiniaceae. The transcript has 2 exons. The record is from RefSeq and is a predicted model, not a curated record.